Ostertagia ostertagi is the source of this 485-nucleotide messenger RNA. Lineage: Eukaryota; Metazoa; Nematoda; Chromadorea; Rhabditida; Trichostrongylidae. The record is from the annotation of a GenBank genome assembly.
GAAAUCGACCGGUAGAUCUAUGCAAAGAUGUUCCUAAGAAAGCAUGGCAAGAUGUGGCAAAAUUACUAACGACAUGGAAGAAGCUGGAGAAAAUACAGGUCGACUUUCUGGCAGCUGGCAAUGUCAUGGUCCAAUUAACUGAUGGCGCCGAGACAUCAGCAGGAGCUAUUCUGGCCGAAAUCGGUCGCGAACUCAAAAUUGAAAACAGCACGUUGAAGUUGUUUGCUCUGUGGGUGUGCUCAGAGAGUCUAAGUCUCCAGCUCAAACCCGAUCACAAACCACUAGCACACUUAAACGUGAAGAAAUGGCGCGCCAAGGUGGAUAAGUGGACCGAUCAGGACCACUCCCGCGAAAAACCGCAUCUCGUCCUUCGCCGCAGCGCACACGCGUCGCUUGCAACGGAACUGAAGGUACCGUCCAUUUUGCCGAGGUACACCAUGAUGACGUACCGUACUCCAUCGUCUGCAACCAAUGGAAUGCCCUAA